Messenger RNA from Ruditapes philippinarum (Manila clam), 1010 nucleotides. RefSeq lists its product as uncharacterized. The record is from RefSeq and is a predicted model, not a curated record. Gene Ontology annotation, cellular component: endoplasmic reticulum lumen. Lineage: Eukaryota; Metazoa; Mollusca; Bivalvia; Venerida; Veneridae. The transcript has a single exon. The annotation marks the transcript as partial. Gene Ontology annotation, molecular function: protein N-acetylglucosaminyltransferase activity.
AAACAGCCGGAAGCGAAUGAGUACUAUAUUUUAAACUUUGGGUAUUUUAAACAGAGGUGCAGUGAGAAGAUUCGCUAUACGUUUAAUUCAAAAUCUCAUGUAAGAUUAUGGUUAGAUGUCUUGGAAACAACCCCAGAGAAAAUUGUAUAUGAAACUACCAUUAAGGAAUGGACCAUAGCCGUGAAGCGGUAUGAAUAUGUCAACCUAUAUCAUACGAUGACGGACUUUUACAAUGCAUUUUUAGUUUAUAAAGCAUUUAAUAUGUCACUAGGAAAUAUAACGAUAUUGUGGAUAGACGGUCAUCCCUCUGGAACUCUAGAUUCAACGUGGGAAACCUUAUUUGGACAUGUGUUACGCGCAGGAUAUAUUGUACAACCAUCCAAGUUUAAUCAAAUGAUUUGGGGAAUAAUGGGAUAUGACAGUUUAUUAAGUCAAUUUGAGAGAGAAAAUGUGCCAUAUUUGGAAGAAUUCAGAGACUUUUUUCUUACAAGACAUGCUGUUUCAACAAAGACUGAACUGAAUUGUACUAACCUUAAAAUGAUGUUUCUUUGGAGACGAGAUUACGUAGCGCAUCCUAGAAACCCUUCUGGGUCUGUGUCGCGAAAAAUAGCUAAUGAAGAUGAAUUAUUAGAAAAGACGAAGAAACAUUUUCCUCACGACAAUGUUACUGGACUUCAGAUUGACAAAUUAAACAUGCAGGAUCAGCUAAAAGUGAUAGCCAAUGUAGACAUUCUGAUCGGAAUGCAUGGAGCUGGGUUAACUCAUACAUUAUUCCUACCUCAACAUGCAGGAUUGAUAGAGUUGUACCCAACAUACUGGUCUAAUGCAAAUACACAUUUCAAGUCAAUGGCAAGAUGGCGAAAUCUACAUUAUUUAACAUGGAAUAAUAUUGACAGAUCGAAAGAACUUCAAAAUCAAUUUACAAUUGUGAAUGUUGACUUUAUUAUAGAUCUAAUUUCACAAAUGAAACAAAAAAUAUGCAAAUAAUGAGUAAAGUGAAAUAAAAUAUU